AUGAAAUUUCAACUAUUCAUAAUUUUAACAGUUUUUGCGUUCUCGCGAGCACAUUCGCCAUUUAAUAAGCAUUAUGUGGGUCAGCAACAAACUCGAAACACAAAUCUACCAUGGACAUUACAGAAUCAGCAAGCGAUGCCACAGACCUUUCCGCCUGAACGUCGAAAUGGAACAUUGAAAGGUGGAUUUGGCACUAAUGUAUUUGACGUAAUGUUUCAAUGGAAUAUUAUGGAUUUUGAAUAUCCGACACCACAAGCUCGAGCUAAUGCAAUUGCAACAAGACAGUUUAUACCGCAAAAUGUCAUUCCAUUGGGCAUUGCUGUUAAUGUGGAUCGAAUUUUUGUGUCAACGCCGAGAUGGAAUGAAGGUAUCCCAGCAUCACUCUCAGCAAUCGACCUCCCAGCUUUCUCCCAGUCACCAGCACUUCCACCAUACCCAAACUGGCAAUCACACACAUCAACUACAAACCCUGACUGCAAUCGUCUCCUUUCUGUCUACCGAAUGGUCAUAGAUGAGUGUAAUCGACUGUGGGUAAUUGAUUCAGGAAUCGUUAAUGCUCUCACAAAUCUCCAACAGCUUUGCCCACCAAAAAUCGUUGCAUUUGACCUUACAACAGAUCAACAAAUUCUUACAUAUCCAUUCCCACCUGAACAGGUUCUUCAAGGUUCACUUCACACGAAUCUUGUUGUGGAUAUUCGUAAUAAUGAAUGUAAUAGAGCUUUUGUAUAUGUCAUGGAUGUAUGGAGGAAUGGAUUGCUAGUUUUUGAUAUGGCACGUGGAAUUUCUUGGAGAACAACAAAUUAUUUGUACAAUCCUGAUCCAUUUGCUAGUGAUUAUAGCUAUCAGGGAUUGAACUUCCAAUGGACUGAUGGAAUAUUUGGAAGUACUUUGAGUCCGUUGAAUAAGCCUGCUGGGGACAGAGUGCUGUUUUAUCAUCCGAUGAGCAGUUUUAAUGAAUUCAUGGUAAGAACAUCAAUUCUCCGUAAUCAAACUGCUUGGACUACCAACUCAGCUCCAGCAACAGCAUUUCAAUCAAUCGGAUCUCGAGGUCGUCGUGGUCAAUCAUCAACAGCUGACAUGACUCCAUCUGGUAUCUAUUUUGCUGCUCAAGUCCAACUCGAAGGUGUCAGCUGCUGGGAUACACGAAAACCAUUCAAUCAAAAUAAUGUAGCGAUGGUUCAACGUGAUCCAGUCCUCCUAGGCUUCCCUAAUGACCUCAAACUCGAUGCCAAUCGUGAUAACGUGUGGGUUGUAAGCAAUAAUCUUCCAAUUUACCUUUACGGUCAGUUGGAUUUCAAUCAAAUAAAUUUCCGUCUAUUGCGUGCAAAUGUAGCUCGAGCAGUUCGUGGAACAAUUUGCGAUCCACAAGUGCCUGCUAAUCAGGAACUUGUCGACGUUUGUCCAAUUAACUAA
This is a messenger RNA of Chironomus riparius, 1413 nucleotides long. The record is from the annotation of a GenBank genome assembly. NCBI's taxonomy places the organism in Eukaryota, Metazoa, Arthropoda, Insecta, Diptera, Chironomidae.